Molecule: messenger RNA, 1218 nt
Organism: Thalassophryne amazonica
Lineage: Eukaryota; Metazoa; Chordata; Actinopteri; Batrachoidiformes; Batrachoididae
Product: transforming protein RhoA-like
Exons: 5
Coding region: 151-732 (193 amino acids)
Biological process (GO): small GTPase-mediated signal transduction; cell migration; stress fiber assembly
Cellular component (GO): cleavage furrow; dendritic spine
Molecular function (GO): GTPase activity; GTP binding
Source: RefSeq, a predicted model, not a curated record
UCUGGUUCCUGUAUUAUUGUCAUGAUGUCCCACCCCUACACUUCCUCAUGCUAAUCCUACGGCAGCCAACAGGGCAGAUUGAAGGUGGGACCAAAGAGGGCAACAAAGCACGGCUUGGAAAUCAUUUAGCUUUUUAGUCAAUCACCGGUUAUGGCAGCAAUCAGGAAAAAACUGGUCAUAGUGGGAGAUGGAGCCUGUGGGAAGACCUGCCUGCUCAUUGUAUUUAGUAAAGACCAGUUUCCAGAGGUCUAUGUGCCUACGGUCUUUGAAAACUAUGUUGCUGACAUAGAGGUUGACAGCAAACAGGUUGAGUUGGCACUGUGGGACACAGCAGGCCAAGAAGACUAUGACAGACUGCGCCCACUCUCUUAUCCAGACACUGAUGUUAUUCUCAUGUGUUUCUCCAUCGACAGCCCUGACAGCCUUGAAAACAUCCCUGAGAAGUGGACUCCUGAGGUGAAACACUUCUGCCCAAACAUUCCUAUUAUACUUGUGGGGAAUAAAAAGGACCUGCGCAAUGAUGAACAUACCCGCAGGGAGCUUGCCAAAAUGAAACAGGAACCUGUAAAGCCAGAGGAUGGACGGGAUAUGGCCAACAAGAUUGGUGCCUUUGGAUACAUGGAGUGCUCUGCUAAAACAAAAGAUGGUGUGAGGGAAGUGUUUGAGUUGGCAACCAGGGCUGCACUACAGGCCAGACGGGGAAAGUGUAAGAGUAAAUGUGCCCUACUGUAAAGGUGGCUAUGAGGACUGAUUCCUACAGGGGUACAGAGGAAAAUAGGUCAAACUUAGCCCCAAACACACUCACAAGACUGUUUGCGCCAGUUUUUUACUUGUGUAAUGCUUUUAUUUUAUUUUUCUUAAGCAAAUGUAGUCAAGUACUGUCAGUAUUCAAUUUUGAGGUCAUGGAAAAAAAAAUUUUUUUGUAUUUUUAAACAUGAUUAAGUUUGGCAUAAAGAAAUCUUUUUAUCUACAUAUUUGGCCAGGGGACCUGCUGUCAUACCUGCUAAAGAGUUAAGUGCUUAAGCCCCGCCUGCUGAUUUGAAGAAUGUUUCCACAGCCUACUGAGACGAAGUAUCAAUACACUGUGACCUGUAGUCUCAUUUCAACACAUGCACACUUGAACUCAAAAUGUGUGUGCACGCUUCACCAUAAGGGAAGACUGGAAACUAAAAAACACAAAUGUAAACUUUGUGUAAUAAAUUUCUUUGUAAGAAUCUU